Molecule: messenger RNA, 3240 nt
Organism: Oncorhynchus masou masou (cherry salmon)
Lineage: Eukaryota; Metazoa; Chordata; Actinopteri; Salmoniformes; Salmonidae
Product: twist-related protein 2-like
Exons: 2
Coding region: 327-932 (201 amino acids)
Biological process (GO): regulation of transcription by RNA polymerase II; developmental process
Molecular function (GO): protein dimerization activity; RNA polymerase II transcription regulatory region sequence-specific DNA binding; DNA-binding transcription factor activity, RNA polymerase II-specific
Source: RefSeq, a predicted model, not a curated record
UCUACACACGGGUUGAGGAGAUGGGAAACUGGAGGUGAGGAAUUCACCACAGAGGCACAGGAAUGAGACAGAGCUUUCUGACUGACUGGGAGUAAAGCCAACCUAUGGAUCUUCAACAGUUUGCAGUUUAGAAGCGUGAAGCGUAUCACUCAUCAUCCUUCACUGGAGGAAGAAGACGAAACUUCUAAACCUGUGUGUCUCUACCAGAACUUCCCACGUGGCUGUCUGAAGAAGAGAAGUAUCGGGAAAGAGAGAGAGGAACGAAGAGCAAAAACCAGCCUGCCUUGGAAAGGGAAGAAGGACGGUGUCCUGAGAGGGAGGUGGCUAUGCGUGAGGAGGUUUCCUGUGCCAACUCCCCUGAAGGGGGGCUGGGGGCCAGCGAGGAGGAGCUGGAGAGGGGCUCCAAGAAGAGUGGGCCAACAGGGGGGCGAAAGCGGGUGCCGUACCCCAAGAAGGACAGUUUGGGUCAGGCCGAGGAGAGGGCUGUGGUCAGCGGGAGCCUCAACUGCCUUGUUCCGUCAGGGCCAAAGCGGCAGAAGAAGCAACAGAGCUCCCCCACGUCGGUGGUGUGUGUGGCCCCAUCCGUGCUGAGCUCCAGCGGCCUUGGUCUGGGCCCGGGCGGCGAGCCCUUCGAGGACCUGCACACUCAGCGAGUGAUCGCCAACGUUCGCGAGCGCCAGCGCACGCAGUCACUGAACGACGCCUUUGCCUCGCUGCGUAAGAUCAUCCCCACUCUGCCGUCCGACAAACUUAGCAAGAUACAGAUCCUGAAACUGGCGUCACGCUACAUCGACUUCCUGUACCAGGUGCUGCAGAGUGAUGAGAUGGACGCCAAGCUGGCUAGCUGCAACUACCUAGCCCACGAACGCCUCAGCUACGCCUUUUCCGUCUGGAGGAUGGAGGGUGCCUGGGCAAUGUCUGCCAGCCACUAGUGUCCCCUCUCCAUCCUCCAUCCUGCUCUGCCCGUCCUGCUCUGUCUUAACCUUACUUUCUCUUACUUCCUUCUUGUACUGCCUAACCCCACCAUCCCUGGCCUCCCCUAACCCACUAUCUCUGUACCCCCUAACCCCACCAUCCCUGGCCUCCCCUAACCCACUAUCUCUGUAGCCCCUAACCCCACCAUCCCUGGCCUCCCCUAACCCACUAUCUCUGUACCCCCUAACCCCACCAUCCCUGGCCUCCCCUAACCCACUAUCUCUGUACCCCCUAACCCCACCAUCCCUGGCCUCCCUAACCCACUAUCUCUGUACCCCCUAACCCCACCAUCCCUGGCCUCCCCUAACCCACUAUCUAUGUACCCCCUAACCCUACCAAUCCUGGCCUCCCCUAACCCACUCUCUCUGUACCCUGUAACACAACCAACCAUGGCCUCCCUUAAGCCACUAUCUCUGUACCCCCUAACCCCACCAUCCAAGGCCUCCCUUAAGCCACUAUCACUGUACCCCCUAACCCCACCAUCCAAGGCCUCCCUUAAGCCACUAUCUCUGUACCCUGUAACACAACCAACCAUGGCCUCCCCUAACCCACUCUCUCUGUACCCUGUAACACAACCAACCAUGGCCUCCCUUAAGCCACUAUCUGUGUACCCUGUAACCUUACCAUCCAAGGCCUCCCUUAAGCCACUGUCUCUGGCCCUCCUUUAAGCCAAAACACACUGUUUCCUCCUAACCCACUACCUCCCUCUUCAUUAUUCUCUAUUCUCUACUGUUCUUCAAACUGUUCUUUGCUUACCCACUCAUUCCCCUAAUCGCCCAAUGCUCCAUCACUCACCUUACCCACUGCCCCAACACUCAACUUAACCACUGCCCCAUCACUCCCACUGUACCCGUUCACCCUUCGAGCUUUGCCCCCCCCCAACCCACCUUUCCACCUAAAAUGCCCCUGUAUGCCGCCUAACAAUUUAGCCCCAACUCCACAACUCUACGGUACAGCCCUGCAGGACAGACAUGUAACGAAUGGACUCCUCUUUACAUCUAAAAAGGUCUGUCGUGUCCAUCCUCCCCUGCAUACCCCAUCUCUCCUUCUUCGGAAGCCCUGGCCCACAGACAUGGGCAUUGGAGCGAACACAGGCAUUGGUUUAAGGACAGAUAUCCAGUCGACUCUCCUUUUGCAGCCUGACAGACAGACAGACCGUUUUAUAAUGCUCUAUUACAGUACGUGACUGUCACUGAGGCAUGACGAAGAUCCUCAAUUUAUACGCCACUUCAAAGACUCCACAGAGGAAGAUUCUUUGACAACUGAGAUGACUUACGCUCAUGAUAAUUACAAUAAUGGCCAUAAUAAUGAAGCCAAAGGGAUGGAUAGCUGGUGGUCCCAGCCCAAUGAAUGUUUACAGCAAAGAUGCUAAUAAGCUAAUAAUUGUAGGCUCUUCCACCUCCAUUUGUUGGGUAGGAAAAGUCCCAGAAGCCUGCCAUGUUUCCAACAGUUAUAUAAAUGUAUCUGCUUGAUUUGUCUGUUGCCUGUGUUCAUGUAUUUCUCUGUUUGCAUUAUGUCCCUUCACAGCGAGUGGACUUAGCAUGUGCAGAAGCUCAUUGCUUAUUCAUAAAGGUUACAUUUGACAUUACAAUGACUUUAUAUCAGAGUAAGUAAUAAGCGAUAAUCUUUGCUGGCUCCCUACAACACAUGAGUACAGUAGUACACACAGUUUUGUAGCAUGCACAGACUAUGGUUAGAUUAGACAUAGGUUUAGUGGAAUCUAUCCACUAAGGUCUGUGAUAGAUUAAGUGUGAAAACUUAACAUGCUAAAUAACUACGUGGUAAUACAGUAGGAUCAGAGUAACAUAUUACAUAUUCUUUGGACACUCUUAACUAAAGUAAAGAUACAAUUAGGAGUGACAUUGUACAUUGUUGUAUAUACAAGUAACAUUGUACUUAUAGUUUUAAGUACCAUUGUACUUAUAGUUUUAAGUAGCAGUGUAGUACUUUUAAAUGAAAGAUAAAAAUAUAGUUUGAAUAUUGUAAGUUUAGUAAUUCAUUGGAAUUUCUCUUUAAGAUACUUUUAAGGAAAUACUGCAAUAUGCUAUCAGUAAUUUGAGAGUGUAAUGAAAAUUGUAAACUGUACUUUUUUUACAAUGUGAUAAAUUCAGAUGUUGUUGCUCCUGGGUAAUGGUAGGUAGUGGGAAUAUCUGAUAUACUGUCUCCAGAAAAUGUAGUUGGUUAAUAUGUUUUAUCCUCGUGCUCAGAUGUAGUUCUUUUGGCAGAUUGUUUGUCACCAGCGUUUCAUUACAUUAUUCAUUAGCU